Messenger RNA from Chaetomium fimeti, 2384 nucleotides. Its product is annotated as pre-mRNA splicing factor component-domain-containing protein. Gene Ontology annotation, biological process: mRNA splicing, via spliceosome. Bases 42 to 2381 code for a protein of 779 amino acids. The transcript has 2 exons. NCBI's taxonomy places the organism in Eukaryota, Fungi, Ascomycota, Sordariomycetes, Sordariales, Chaetomiaceae. Gene Ontology annotation, cellular component: spliceosomal complex; Prp19 complex. The record is from RefSeq and is a predicted model, not a curated record.
CGAUUUUCAUCACCAAACAUCACCCAACAUCAGCCAUCAAUAUGCCCGUCGUCAAGGGAGGCGUGUGGACCAACAUCGAGGAUGAGAUCCUCAAGGCGUCCGUCAGCAAAUAUGGGUUGAACCAGUGGGCGCGCGUAUCGUCGCUGCUGGCGCGCAAGACGCCGAAGCAGUGCAAAGCCCGUUGGAACGAAUGGCUCGACCCUAGCAUCAAGAAAAUCGAGUGGAGCAAGGAGGAGGAUGAGAAGUUACUGCAUCUCGCCAAGUUGAUGCCCACGCAAUGGCGCACCAUCGCCCCGAUCGUCGGCCGCACCGCCAACCAAUGUCUUGAACGGUACCAACGCCUCCUCGACGAGGCCGAGCAGCGGGAAGGGUCUUCCUUGGGCUUGAUGGGCCCGGAAGGCGGCGAGACUCAAGCACCUUCAGCCGAUGACGUUCGACGUCUGCGCCCAGGCGAAGUCGACCCCGACCCCGAGACGAAGCCCGCCCGGCCCGAUACGAUCGAUCUGGACGAGGAUGAGAAGGAAAUGUUGAGCGAGGCUCGCGCCCGCUUGGCCAACACACAGGGAAAAAAGGCGAAGCGAAAGGCCCGUGAGAGACAGCAGGAAGAGUCCCGACGGCUCGCCGCGUUGCAGAAGCGGCGGGAGCUCAAGACGGCCGGCAUCAACAUCAAGGUUACGACGCGCAAGAAGGGACAGAUGGACUACAAUGCCGAUAUUCCGUUCGAAAAGAAAGCAGUGCCCGGGUUCUACGACACCACCGACGAAAUCUCGCGCAACGAGUUCCAACGGUCCCACUUUGAUCCUAAAAAGCAACAGGUCGGUAACAAGCGCAAGGGUGAGGAGGAUGGUGAUGUCGACCGGAAGCGGAGGAAGAACGAGAAGGAUGGGCCAUCCGCGUCUACCCAGGCCGCUAUCAAAGCAGGCCAGAUGCAGAAAAUCCGCGAAGCCGAACAGAGUAGCAAGCGGAAAGCUCUCUCGCUACCAGCGCCGCAGGUCGGCGAAGGGGAGCUGGAGGAAAUCGUUAAGAUGGGCAUGAUUGGUGAGCGGGCGAGCGCGACGGCCCGUGAUAGCGAGAACGAUGCCACCCGCGGGCUAGUUGGGAACUACUCGGCGCUCAAUACGAACGCGCCGAUCAGGACGCCCCUCGCUCCGGCUCAGGAGGACCACAUUGCGAACGAGAUCCGCAACAUUCGGGCAUUGACGCAGACCCAAUCGUCCCUGCUGGGUGGCGAGAACACCCCCCUUCAUGAAGGAGCUGGGUCGACGGGAUUCGAAUCAGUCGCGCCCCGGAAGCAGGUUGUCGCUACACCAAACCCCUUGGCAACGCCUCUACGGUCCGCUGCGAACGGCGUCGGCGCCACACCGCUUCGACCCGGGCAAACACCGCUCCGCACACCCCGAGAUACCUUUGCCCUAAACGCGGCCGAUAAGGACAUGGACAUGGUCGGGGGAACCCCAGCAGACGUCAGGAUGCGUGACCUAUCCCUUCGCCAUCAACUCAAGCAGAGCCUCGCCGCCUUGCCCAAACCCAAGGAGACGGAGUGGGAGUUGGAGCUGCCGGAGGAUCAACAGGAACCCUUGACGGCGGAGCAAAGGGAGGAGGAUGCCGCGGAACGCGACCGACGGGAACAAGCGAUCCGCGACGCGCAGGAGAUGCUCGAGCGGAAGCGGCGGACGCAAGUGAUGCAGCGAGACCUGCCUCGAGCGGUAUCAGUCGACUACAACGAGCUUGUACGAGCAGCCUCGGAGAUCGAUGACCCAGCGCGGGCUCUUGUUGCACGCGAGGCGGCUCUGCUCAUGGCGCACGACGCGACCAGGUACCCGCUCGCUGGCGCCCCUUCAACCAACCCAAUCCCCCUCCCCCAAAUGGACGACCCUGCACUCGCAGAAGCGCGCCUCAAGGUCCUUCUCGAAAUGAAGGAUCAGCUAAAGCCCGAAGAAAUCGAGGCCGUCUGGAACAAGGAGAACAGCAACUCCCUACUCCUCGGCCUCGGCUGCUACGACGACGACGACGAAGACGACCAGGUCGCCACCAUGAAGACCGCUCUCGACACCGCCCUAGACACCCUCCUCACCUCGGCCGAAAAGGGCAACAAGCUGGAGAAGAAACUGGGCCUGCACCUGGGCGGGUACAGGAACCGCGCCGAGAUGCUGCGCGGCAAGGUCGGCGAGGCGCACGCCGCGCUGGAGAAGGCGCGCGGCGCGCUCGGCGGCUUCCGCAUCCUCGAGGCCAGCGAGCAGCAGGCCAUCCAGCGGCGGCUGGCGGCGCUCCGGACCGAGGUCGCGUUUGUGAGCACGCGCGAGAGGGAGGCGCAGGAGCUGUAUCGUGGGGUGAGGGCCGAGUUGGAGGAGUUGAGGAUUGCGGCUGGGGAGCGGGCGUGAGGG